This is a messenger RNA of Anguilla anguilla (European eel), 3310 nucleotides long. RefSeq lists its product as uncharacterized. Lineage: Eukaryota; Metazoa; Chordata; Actinopteri; Anguilliformes; Anguillidae. The transcript has 2 exons. Bases 267 to 1424 code for a protein of 385 amino acids. The record is from RefSeq and is a predicted model, not a curated record.
AAGCGGCUCGACAGAGAGAGAAGGAGGAGAACUGGAGGAGGAAGAAGAGCUGACGGGCAGUCAGCCGUGAAUUGAAACAUAUACCGUGUGUAUUGUGUAUUGCGAACAGAAAGCCGCGUGGCGGCCGGAAAAUAAAAAGACGCAGUCGCGUCCUGAAAAAGAACUUGUCUCUCUCUCAUCUCUCAAACGAGCGGUAGCACUCAGUUUGCUACAGUGGUGGCCCGUGCGGGGAGACGGCAGGAAGAGAGAGAGAGAGAAGGUCAGAGAUGGACCCAAACCGGAGCGAGACGGCGCAGCCUCUCGUAGCGCUGGCGAGGAUGCUGGAGGGGAUGGCCCAGAUGCAGGAGCGGCAGGCGGCCGUACACGCAGAGCAGAUGGAGGCUCUGCGUGCACAAGCCUCCCUCCAGACCCAGGCGCUGCGACAGCUGGCUGCCGCCGGGGAAACCAGCUCCCGGGACCCGCCGUCCCGAUCCCCUCUCCGGAUCCACAUACCAAAGAUGACCGCCGAAGAUGACAUCCAGGCCUUCGUGGAAAGUUUUGAGGUGGCAGCGGAGGCGUGUCAGUGGCCCCACGAGGAGUGGGUUGUACACCUCCUGCCCCUUUUAACUGGGGAAGCCCAGCAGGCGGCGCAUGGACUGCCGCCCGGAGCCCGGGCGGAUUACAAGAUUGUGAAGAGGGCGAUCCUGGACCGACUGGGCUGCAGCACGGAGGAUUACCGGCGCCGGUUCCGGACGGCGAAACUGGUGGCGGAGGACCGUCCCUUCGCAUACGCCCAAAGGCUAACCCACAUGGCCCGGCGUUGGCUGCAACCAGAGACCCGGUCCGCCGGGGGCGUGGUGGAGCAGGUUAUACUGGAACAGUUCCUGGAAGGGUUGCCGGAGGGAACGGCCAAUUGGGUGCGCUGCCAUCGCCCGACCAACCUAGAGGGGGCGGUUACCCUGGCGGAAGACCACCUAGUGCUAUACCCCAGCGCCCAGCAGCAAGCACGGCCGGAACCGGCGCCUAGGAGGAGACCCCCUCCUCGUGCUGGCCCCUUCCCUGUCCCCCGGGCUCUGCCCCCUCCCUUGCCUCAAACUAAUCCCCCCUUUUUUUCCGAUUCCCUCUCCAGGUCCAGGCUCAGUGGCGGGGGGCUCCGGCUCGCAGAGGGCGCCUCAGACGCUCGGACCGGGGUGUUGGCGGUGCGGACAGCUGGGUCACCUGCGCCGCGAUUGUCCACUUAUGGAAGUGGGGCAGGUGGUCCGGGUGGUCGGGCCGCCCACUUCCGCUCCCGAUCAGGAGGGAGCGUACUGCAUCCCGGGACAGGUUGUAUCGAGUGUGUCGUGACGCUCAGACCGGUGAAGAAACGACCCAGUUGUUGGUACCCAGAAACCGCCGGGAAAUGGUUUUCCAGGCGGCUCAUUACAACCCCAUGGCGGGGCACUUAGGGUAUGAUAAGUCACUACACCGAAUAAUGGCUCGGUUUUACUGGCCGGGCAUUUGGGCGGACGUACGUCGGUGGUGUGCGUCCUGUCCCGAAUGUCAAUUAGUGAACCCCCCGGCCACCCCAAAAGCGCCGUUGCGCCCACUACCCUUAAUAGAGGUUCCCUUUGACCGAAUUGCUAUGGACCUCAUCGGGCCAUUUGAACGGAGCACCCAGGGAUACCGUUUCGUGUUGGUCUUGGUGGAUUAUGCGACCCGGUAUCCCGAAGCAGUGCCGUUGCGCAAUAUUUCAGCUAAGAGUGUUGCGCAAGCUCUGUUUCAAAUUAUCUCCCGGGUCGGAAUCCCGAAAGAGAUUCUGACUGAUCAGGGCACUUCGUUUAUGUCACGUACACUAAAUGAGCUAUACGGAUUACUGGGCGUCCGCUCUAUUAGAACCAGUGUAUACCAUCCCCAAACAGAUGGGCUUGUGGAGCGGUUUAAUAGAACUCUGAAGUCCAUGAUUCGAAAGUUCAUUCACGACGAUAGCCGAAAUUGGGAUAAGUGGUUAGUCCCUCUAUUAUUUGCAGUGCGGGAGGUUCCCCAGGCCUCCACGGGAUUUUCUCCCUUUGAACUGUUAUUCGGUAGAAAACCUCGGGGAAUAUUGGACCUAGUUAAAGAAAGCUGGGAGGACGGUCCAAGCCCCAGCAAAAAUGAGUUGCAAUACGUUAUGGACCUGCGAGCAAAACUCCAUACACUGGGUCGGUUGUCACGGGAGAAUUUGCUCGAGGCUCAGGAACGUCAGCAGAGGCACUACAAUAGAGGGACGAAACUACGUCAAUUCUCGCCGGGAGAUAAAGUCCUGGUAUUACUUCCAACCUCCAGUACAAAAUUACUCGCCAAGUGGCAAGGGCCCUUCGUGGUCACACGACGAGUUGGGGAGGUUGACUAUGAGGUGGAGCGUGCUGAUAGAGAGGGAGCGAAACAGAUUUAUCACCUCAAUUUAUUAAAAGCCUGGAAAGAGGUGGUGGCUGUUUCUCUGGUAACGGUGGAUCAGGAGAGGGACGAGCUGGGGCCGGAGGUAGUAAAUUCAAUCAAUCAGACCCCACCCCUUUCGGAUAGCCACCUCUCGCCAAGUCAGAGAGCAGACCUUGCCAUGUUGCAAAAACGGUUUGCGGAUGUGUUUUCUCCCCUACCAGGACGCACGAACCUCAUACACCACCAUAUCGACACCCCCCCGGGAGUAACGGUACGUUCCCGCCCCUAUAGACUGCCGGAGCACAAAAAGAAAUUGGUGCAGGCAGAAAUAAAGGCCAUGCUGGAGUUGGGUGUAAUAGAGGAGUCCCACAGUGCCUGGAAUAGCCCCAUCGUGCUGGUAAGUAAGCCGGAUGGCUCUAUUCGGUUCUGUGUGGAUUAUAGGAAAGUGAAUGCUGUGUCACAUUUUGAUGCCUAUCCUAUGCCUAGGGUCGACGAACUCCUGGAUCGGCUGGGCACGGCUCGUUUUUUCUCGACACUGGAUCUGACUAAGGGCUAUUGGCAGAUUCCCUUGUCUGCAAAGUCCAAAGAGAAAUCGGCUUUCUCCGCUCCGGACGGUUUGUACCAAUUCCGAACACUUCCGUUUGGGUUAUUCGGGGCCCCAGCCACCUUCCAGCGCCUGAUGGAUCGGCUGCUGCGUCCGCAUGCUGCGUAUGCUGCUGCCUAUCUGGAUGAUGUUAUCAUCCACAGUAGCAGCUGGGCACAGCAUAUGCGGCAUGUGGGGGCGGUGCUCGAGUCCUUGAGGCAGGCGGGGCUCACGGCUAACCCAAAGAAGUGUGCGAUUGGCCGAGCGGAGGUACGGUAUUUGGGGUACCACUUGGGAAGUGGACAGGUGCGACCUCUGGUGGAUAAAACCGCGGCGAUUGCGACCUGUCCACGA